Molecule: messenger RNA, 2394 nt
Organism: Alosa alosa (allis shad)
Lineage: Eukaryota; Metazoa; Chordata; Actinopteri; Clupeiformes; Clupeidae
Gene: zdhhc15b
Product: zinc finger DHHC-type palmitoyltransferase 15b
Exons: 12
Coding region: 20-1090 (356 amino acids)
Biological process (GO): synaptic vesicle maturation; peptidyl-L-cysteine S-palmitoylation; protein targeting to membrane
Cellular component (GO): endoplasmic reticulum; Golgi apparatus
Molecular function (GO): protein-cysteine S-palmitoyltransferase activity
Source: RefSeq, a predicted model, not a curated record
UUGAGGAGCUAGGCUGAAUAUGGCUCUAUCAAGGGGGCUAAGAUGCUGUCAGAGGAUAUUCUCCUGGAUACCUGUCGUAAUCAUAUCGUCUGUGGUGCUAUGGUCUUAUUACGCAUAUGUUUUUGAGCUAUGUUUUUUUACUCUUAGCAAUACGCUGGAAAAGGCGGCAUAUAUUUUAGUAUUCCAUGUGUGCUUUGUGAUGUUCUGUUGGACGUACUGGAAAGCCAUCUUCACCCCACCAGCCACUCCCUCUAAGAAGUUUCAUAUGUCCUACACAGACAAAGAGCGGUAUGAGAUGGAGGAAAGACCAGAUGCUCAAAAGCAGAUCCUUGCAGACAUUGCAAAGAGACUCCCCAUAUUUACUCGAGCACAAUCAGGAGCUAUCAGGUUCUGUGAUAGGUGCCAGGUGCUUAAGCCCGACCGCUGUCAUCACUGCUCUGUUUGCGAAACGUGUGUCCUGAAAAUGGAUCAUCACUGCCCGUGGGUAAACAACUGUGUUGGCUUCUCCAACUACAAGUACUUCCUGUUGUUCCUGUCCUACUCCAUGUUCUAUUGUGUAUUCAUCGCGUCAACCGUGUUCCAGUAUUUCCUGAAAUUUUGGAUGGGUGAGCUUCCAAACGGACCUGCGAAGUUCCACGUAUUGUUCCUUUUAUUUGUGUCUGUCAUGUUCUUCGUCAGCCUCUUGUUCCUCUUUGGCUACCACUGCUGGCUCGUGGCUAAGAACCGGUCCACUUUAGAGGCUUUCUCUGCGCCCAUGUUUCAGGGAGGCCCAGACAAACAUGGCUUCAACGUGGGCACGCGUCGCAAUCUCCAGCAGGUCUUUGGCGAAGACAAACGGCUCUGGUUCAUUCCGGUGUUCACAAGUCAGGGCGACGGUCACUAUUUCCCCAUGCGGAGCCUGAGCUACUCCGAAUCCCACAAUCCUUUGCUAGCCAAUGAGGAGAAGUGGGACGAUGAGGAGGACGACGAGGAGGACGAUGAGGAGCAGCUUGAGCGACGGGGUAGAGGAGGAGGAGGAGGAGGAGGAUCGGAUGAAGAGGGCACAGAUGGUCCAGAUGACCCUUCGGUUACCAUAGAGAUUGAUUCAUAGCUGCCUCUGCAAUCCUACCUACCGUAUUUUCUGGACUCUUCGGGUUGGCCUCCUUCACCUGUGAAGAGUCGUAGGAGGUGGGGGACACAGAUGGAAGCCCAAGCAAUUUACGCGUGGCUCCCGGUCAAACCGCUGCACCCACCGUGGAGCCAAACAUGCAAAAGGACUGUUCCAGUUGUGUUCUGUUUUCCUGACAUUGUGGCACUCAUUUUAAUGUAACUCAAGACUCUCUUAUCACCCCGAUUUAACAUGUUCAACAUUACACUUAUUUUCUGUUGAGUUGGAGGAUGUACAGGCAUCGUGGUGGACAAUCGGAUAAUCAUUGGUCAUCUGUGAGGGGCUUAUCUGUGCUUGCCUCACUCCCUUGUACCAUUUCCCUCUGUCUGUGGGGUGUGUGUGUCUUUAUCCUAACUAGACUUGUUUGAAGGGGAAUGCCAAUAUUGCAUAACUGUGUGUCAUCUCUGAUCAAAAAUCCCGAGUCAGUUGAGGUCAGUUGCCUUUGUACACAGGCCUGAAGCACAUAUCAGCCUGCCAGCCUGCUCUGGUGGGGAGAACCUCUCUCUUUCUUUCUUUCUUUCUUUCUUUCUUUCUUUCUCUCUCUCUGGUUGUGUCAUGUUCAGAUUGUUUAACAGAGGUUGCCUAAGCAUGGUACUGACUGCACAGUGUAAAAGACAAACAAAUGUGUUUAUAUGGUGUGUGUAAGCCUAAGUCUUUCAGGGGGAUAAAAAGGAAUGCACAAAUCAGACAUCAGCAUCCUGCAUCACAAUUGGAUAAGUGCCGCUUGGUGUGGUAAUUGCAUUGCUUAUUUGAUUGGUAAAUCAUUGCUCUGUAUUGCAAUACCUUAAUGGUCAGAUUUUUGGAGUAGCCUCUAUAAUUUCAGCCACGCACAUGCAAACUGGAGAGACUGAAAGUGGUCCCUGUAUAACGCGACAGUGUGAAUGACGCUUGUCCAGCCUUGGCUCUAACUCUUAAAGGUGCAGUCCGUAAUUCAGUUUUGCAAAAUCUUCCCUUCCGUGCUCCAGAUGCAUCACUGGCUGAGGCAGUCUAUGGCUUGAUCAGAGCCAUUGUGUGUGUGUUUUCCAUUUUCACAGCCAGGACUGUGCGUCUUAACACAAACACUAAGCAGACAAUGGAUCAUGAGGAGCAAUUCACUGAAUUUGACCUGAAUAGUUGAGACUGCAGACUGCACUUUUGACAGACUUACGGCCUCUACACACAGUUGCGUGCGUUGCAGUGCUGGAGACGCAUCCCAUUCACUUUACAUGGGCUCACGUCAUCCGCGUCGAACUGAAUUGUGGGUCCGU